AUGCCAUUGCCGCUUGUCAAGCUCCUCAGCAUCGCCUGUUCUAAUCCCAACGCGUAUACUGAUUCCAAUUUCCAGCCGUGUUUGCAUAAGAGAACGGGAAAGAUCGGAGAAGAUGCGACCGUUCUAUUGCGCUCGGUGACCAGUUCGCAGAAGAGAGCGAUCACCGUUUGCGAAGCAUUACAAGUCCCGAAUGUCGUAGCUUACUCGAUUCUGCUGUUUUUUGCAAAACUGGUCUCGUACACAUUCCUUUAUUGGCUUCCCAAUUAUCUGGCCAUGGUUGAAGGGGACCUUGUGAAUGCAGAACAAGCAGCCAAUCUGUCUGUGAUUUUCGAUCUGGGCGGGAUUGUUGGCGGUGUUUUGGCUGGACUGUUGAGUGAUUCACGGAAUGCAGAAUCAGAUGGUCGUAUUAUUUGGCGACGUUCGGUCACGUGUUCGAUCAUGUUACUAUUGGCCGCUCCUUCAUUGCUUAUGUACCAACAACUGGCCUCAGCUACGUCAUCCAUCUCACUGGCUUUACUGUUCUUUUGUGGAGCCCUUGUCAACGGUCCUUACGCACUGAUCACCACAGCGGUAGCCGCAGAUCUGGGCACACAGCCAUCAUUGUCUACACGAACCCGGGCCCUAGCAACGAUUACCGCCAUCAUUGACGGGACGGGUUCAUUCGGUGCUGCAUUGGGUCCAUUCCUUACUGGUCUACUCGUACCAUUUGGUUGGUCCUCCGUAUUCAUCAUGUUGAUUGUUGCUGACUUGUUCGCCUUGUGCGUUGCGUUGUGGGUCACAUGCCACACUCGCCGUGGCUACAUCCCUUCGGUCCCGGUGGAGAAAGAUCUUCUUGGAAUAUAA
This is a messenger RNA of Echinostoma caproni, 843 nucleotides long. NCBI's taxonomy places the organism in Eukaryota, Metazoa, Platyhelminthes, Trematoda, Plagiorchiida, Echinostomatidae. The record is from the annotation of a GenBank genome assembly.